UGACUUGCGAUACACAUUUUGGACGUUUGUCUGUCAUCUCUAUCAUCAUCGGUCAUCUAGAACAAUUUUAAACAUCCAUACAUUUCCAGCAGUCAGUUUUGAUAAAAAACUAAAAAAUUUCAGUAAUAUCUUCAAAAAUAUUUUGGAUGAACUUAAUCAUUUGACAUUGGAAUCAAAUCUCGUUAUUGGAAGAACUAAUUAAAAAUAAGUAUUGCGCAUCAAAGAUGAAAUAUGGACGUAUUGUGUUUAUACCUGCAGAAAAAGCUGGUACCAAUAACCGUUAGAUUAAUUGCUUCGAAUAGGAAUUAUGCGAGGUUAGCAGAGGUAGGAAGACUAGAAACACCCAAAGUAUCAGGUAAAUAUGAGACUGGACAGUUGAUUUUGCAUAGAGUGUUUGGAUAUCGAGGCGUAGUGCUGUUCCCUUGGCUAGCCAGAGUCUACGAUAGAGAUAUACCUCAACAUAGGGAUGGUGACGAAGAGCCCCAUCCUGGCGUUGGGAAGGAGGUCAGAGGGAGGACUCACACCUUCUACCAGGUCCUGAUCGAUCAAAGAGACUGCCCUUAUAUUAGAGCUCAAACAGAAGCAGUCACAUUUUUAGGGAACCAAGAAUCAUCUCGAAGUUUGUACGCUAUACCCGGUCUAGACUACGUUGCUCAUGAAGAUAUUAUACCUUACGUUAGUGCCGAAAAAACUCCACUGAAUCACGAACUGUUUGAUAAGUUCCUAAGCCCCAAUCCCAAAGGGGACCCGCCGUUUAUUGCGCAGGAAACACUGAAGGCGUGGCAGAAUAAAAAUCAUCCUUGGCUAGAACUGUCAGAUGUACAUAAAGAGACAACUGAGAAUAUUAGGGUUACUGUUAUACCCUUUUAUAUGGGGUGCAGAGAGUCACAUGCCAAUUCGGUGUAUUGGUGGCGUUACUGUAUAAGGCUGGAAAACCUAGGCUCGUUGAGCGUGCAGCUGAGAGAGAGACACUGGAGAAUAUUCUCACUUUCGGGGACUCUUGAAACCGUCAGAGGCAGGGGAGUCGUCGGUCAAGAACCGGCGUUGACGAGAACUUUACCGGCCUUCCAGUAUAGCAGUCAUGUUAGCCUUCAGGCGCCCAGCGGCCACAUGUGGGGAACCUUUCGGAUGGAACGAGAAGAUGGUUACACCUUUGACUGCAGAAUCCCUCCAUUCUCGUUAGAGAGCAAGCCGGACGGCGGUUCUGCCACUCCUCCUGAGACAGUCUGAAGUUUUUUUGUAUAUAAGCACAACUUUUAUUCCUGUAUAUAGAGCUUAUUUAUGAUUGUGUUACAACCGAAGAUAGUUUUUCUGUAUCUUAUAUUCUGAUGGUAAAUGUAAUAAAGACAGUUUUCAGAAUGAGAAUUCUUGUAAUCGUAACUUUUUCAUAUUUAGUUUCACUUUGUGCGCCUUGUAGAAUUAGACUCAAUAUAAAAAUGUAUUUAUUGUACAUUUAACUGAAACAUGAAUAAAUAGUGUAAUUAUUAA
Messenger RNA from Anoplophora glabripennis (Asian longhorned beetle), 1488 nucleotides. It is a transcript of the gene POLDIP2, whose product is annotated as polymerase delta-interacting protein 2. The transcript has 6 exons. Gene Ontology annotation, cellular component: nucleus; mitochondrial nucleoid. Bases 232 to 1230 code for a protein of 332 amino acids. Gene Ontology annotation, molecular function: DNA binding. Gene Ontology annotation, biological process: error-free translesion synthesis. Lineage: Eukaryota; Metazoa; Arthropoda; Insecta; Coleoptera; Cerambycidae. The record is from RefSeq and is a predicted model, not a curated record.